AAACUUCGACAAUGGCGAAGGAGGCAUGAGAAGAAACGGAAAUGGCGGGAGCGAUUAGGGCGAAGCAGCUGUUUGUAUGCUCGUCGAUUCUCGCGAGCAACAGCAACAAGUUUCUAUUACGGUUUCCUCGGCGUUCUAUCAAUUUCGAGCGAGACGAAGAAGAAGGAGAAAGAGAAGAGGAAGAGGAGAAAAGAGAUUGAGGCCGCAAGAGCUACGACGGAAGCUGUGGUGAAUAAGGAAAAGAAGAGGACACGGUCGAGCAGAGAGUAUGAGAUCGCCGACGGUGGCGAGGUUCCUUCCUCACAUGUGCCUGUGAUGCUCGGAGAAGUUAUCGACAUAUUCUCUUCGGUUCGCUUGCGAAGUUUCGUCGAUUGCACACUUGGAGCAGCCGGUCAUUCUUCUGCAAUUAUUCAAAGCCACUCUGAAUUGAAGUAUUUUGUUGGGAUGGAUGUUGAUCCUGUGGCGCGGAAACUGGCUCACUUUCAUAUCGAUUCCCUGAUGCACCCAACUUUGAAGGCUUCCAUUGUGUUGAAGAACUUCAAAUACAUCAAAUCUGCAAUCGCUGAUACGCAUCCGGAGUUGUUAGAUGCAGGUGUUGAUGGCAUUCUUAUGGACCUGGGAAUGUCAUCUAUGCAGGUAAACAAUCCGGAAAGAGGGUUUAGUGUUCUUCAACAGGGACCUCUUGAUAUGCGCAUGGAUCCUCAGGCGAGCCUGACAGCGGAAGAUAUAGUGAAUUCUUGGCCAGAAUCUGAACUGGGGAGAGUUCUACGGGAAUAUGGCGAAGAAAGCAAUUGGUAUUCACUUCAAAAUAGAAUUGUUAAGGCUCGACUUAGUGGUGGGUUACAUUCUACUGGUGAACUGGUGGAUCUCAUUCGAGGCAUGUCACCACCAAGUAGAGUAGGAAGACAAGGUUGGAUAAAGACAGCAACACGUGUGUUUCAAGGCCUAAGGAUUGCAGUGAACGACGAACUCAAGACACUGCAAAACGCUCUCUACUCAUCGUUCGAUGUUCUCUCUCCAGGUGGGAGACUAGCAGUCAUCUCCUUCCACAGUCUGGAGGAUCGGGUUGUGAAACAAACGUUCCUCGACAUUUUAGGGUUUCAAAGGGAAGAAGUAAACGCUGAUGUAAGCGUAAAACCAGAAAGGCAAAUCGAAGAAAGUGUAAUGAAGGAGUUAAAGGAGAAAGAAGCGUGGAUCAAACAGACUGUAAUCGGGUCGAAAGGGGUAAUACUGACAAAGAGACCUAUUACUCCUUCAGAGGAAGAAGAGAGACUGAAUCGCAGAGCAAGGAGUGCUAAGUUAAGAAGUCUCCUCUUCUCUCCGUCGCGUUCCAGUCCUCCCUACUCCACGCACCGUUCCGUCUCUUUUUUGCCGCCGGGAAGCAAGUCACGGUGUCUGCCGCCGUUGCGUUCAAUGAGCCACGAUGACGACGCGGCCUCAAAGGAGGCGAAGCUAUGGGGCGGGAGGUUCGAGGAGAGUGUCACAGAGAAGGUGGAGAAGUUCACUGAGUCAAUUUCCUUUGACAAGGUUCUGUACAAACAGGAUAUCAUGGGCAGCAAAGCUCAUGCUACAAUGCUAGCUCACCAGGGGCUUAUAACUGAUAGCGACAGAGAUAGCAUUCUGAGAGGUCUUGAUGAUAUAGAGAGACAGAUUGAAGCAGAUAAGUUCGAAUGGAGGACUGAUCGAGAGGACGUGCACAUGAACAUUGAAGCAGCUCUUACUGAUCUAAUCGGCGAACCUGCAAAGAAACUCCACACAGCACGCAGUAGAAAUGACCAAGUCGCUACUGAUUUCAGGCUUUGGUGUCGUGAUGCUAUCGACACAAUUAUUGUCAAAAUCAAACAUCUUCAGACAGCACUUGUUGAGCUAGCUUUGAAGAACGAGGCUUUGAUUGUUCCUGGUUAUACUCAUCUUCAGAGGGCUCAGCCUGUUUUGCUCCCACAUGUCAUCUUAACUUUCGUUGAGCAGCUCGAACGUGAUGCUGGUCGUUAUAUCGACUGUCGCAAGAGGCUAAAUUUCUGUCCCCUAGGAGCUUGUGCUUUGGCUGGAACUGGUUUACCUAUUGAUAGGUUUAUGACUGCAAGUGCUCUUGGAUUUACCGAACCAAUGAGAAACAGCAUCGAUGCAGUUUCAGACCGAGACUUUGUGUUGGAGUUCUUAUUUGCAAAUUCCAACACAGCCAUUCAUCUAUCACGGCUUGGAGAGGAAUGGGUACUCUGGGCUUCUGAGGAGUUUGGUUUCAUGACUCCAAGCGAUUCCGUCUCAACGGGAAGCAGUAUAAUGCCACAGAAGAAGAAUCCCGACCCGAUGGAGCUUGUCAGAGGAAAAUCUGCUCGAGUCAUUGGCGAUCUGGUCACUGUCCUAACACUCUGCAAGGGACUUCCGCUUGCCUACAACAGAGAUUUUCAAGAAGACAAAGAACCAAUGUUCGAUAGCACAAAGGCAAUAAUGGGAAUGAUCGAUGUAUCUGCAGAAUUUGCCCAGAAUGUCACCUUCAACCAAGACAGGAUUAAGAAAAGUCUUCCCGCUGGACACCUUGAUGCUACUACACUCGCUGAUUACCUUGUGAAGAAGGGGAUGCCUUUUAGGUCGUCUCACGAUGUAGUCGGGAAACUAGUUGGAGUCUGUGUCUCAAAAGGCUGUGAACUUCAGAACCUAAGUCUUGAAGAGAUGAAAAAGCUAAGUCCCGUGUUUGAAGAAGAUGUCUUUGGGUUUUUGGGCGUUGAAAAUUCAGUCAAUAAGUUCAGUUCCUAUGGCUCAACCGGGUCGAGCUGUGUUGAUGAGCAGCUCAGCUAUUGGGUCAACAAGCUGAAGAUUACUAGCACCUGAGUUGAACCAAAUAUGAUCAGGCAAAUUGUUGCAGCGGUGUGAGGAAAGGCGAAUACAUUGGGUUCCCUAUCUACCAAAACCCCAAAAAAAUAAAAAGCUUUGUUGAAGUUUGAAACCUUUAUUGUUCUAAUGUUUAGUACUAUCUUUUUUUAUCAUUUCAAACGCUUUGAUAUUCUACAAUGGUAAGAGGAUUAACUUGGACCAACUUGCAAGAACCCAACCAAGACCACUAGAGUAGCGUAACACUUUAAACUUGAUAAUUUUCUAUAAGAUAGGACAAAAGUAUCACAAAGCGUCAAAAGCUUGGUUUAGUAAAUAUGUUGAGUGUCAUAUUAAGACGCUAUUGAGUGAUAAGAUACAGAUGGUUGAAGCUAGAAGCUAAGGAGAAGGAGCUUUGGCACGUGAGGAGGAUUACAACUUACAAGGCUUGUGGUGUGGAAACUAAAGACUUGUAAUCUCGAUCAGUCCAUCUCUCGGCGGUUCAAAACUCACGGCUGGCGAGGUUGUACACAAGCCCGGCCCUGAGCGCAAGCAGACACGAUUUUUAGUACACACCAAAUACUUUUAUGGCCAACUAAGUUAAGACACGAUUUAUCCAUCUACAAUACUUUUCCUUUAAUUUAUCACAUUCACUCAUGAGAAAGACGCUACUAGACGCAAGAUUGGCAUUGAGUACGAAAGCUGCUCGUAGAAUUGCCGCUAAAGCAACCCUGGAACAGAGAGAUGUCUCAUCCAGUGAAAACUGAUAAACUUGAUUACAUAUACAAUCAGUAUCAUUGAUCAAGCAGAAGACCCCUCAAGGAAUUUACUAUAAAACAGUUUUUAUCUCAUCAGAUAUUUCUCCAUCAUAUUCAAAACACAGCUUGGUAGUUUCCUUGGUAUGCAGGGAAGUUAAAUACAAUGGAUUGUUGUUAUUAGCUAUAUCGGUUUUAGAC
Messenger RNA from Thlaspi arvense, 3764 nucleotides. The record is from the annotation of a GenBank genome assembly. Lineage: Eukaryota; Viridiplantae; Streptophyta; Magnoliopsida; Brassicales; Brassicaceae.